AUGUUAAAUUAUUCAUAUGGUGGUGGAGGACCUGGCCAAUUUGGUGGUGGUGGAGCUACUGAUAUCAGACUUCUUCCAGGAGAAUACGAUAACUUUACAUCAUUGAAAAGUCGAAUUAUCGUUGCAGCUGGUGCUGGGGCUACUGAUUCAAACGAUCUAGGAGGUCCCGGAGGAACUAUUGAAGGAUUUAAUAGCCAUGGGAAUUACGGAAAAGGUGGAACCCAAAUAUCUGGAGGACAAGGUGAUAGUAGCGGCAAAUUUGGAAAAGGAGGUGGAAAUCCUAAUCGGAUUGAUGCUUCAGGAAAUGCUGGAGGAGGCUCAGGAUAUUUUGGAGGAGGCACAUCUACUAUUGCUAAUGAUUAUGGCGGUGGUGGGGGUAGUAGUUUCAUCAGUGGUUAUCCAGGGUGUAUCGCCAUAGCCGAAGAUUCAACAGAAAAUUCAAUAAAAUUUCGAACUGGUGAUUUCGCAUCAAUUCAUUAUUCAGGCCUUAAAUUUGAAGAACCAUUAAUGAUCAAUGGCAAAUCUGAGAUGCCUUCACCAAAUGGAACUAUAGAAAUUGGGCAUUUUGGAAAUGGUUUUAUCAUGAUUAAAAAAUUUUAUUCAAAUACUUUUUCUUGUUUUCAUAAUAUUUACAGAUUUUCACUCUUUUCAUUAAUUCUAGGAUUUUCAACUGAUUCAUAA
Messenger RNA from Trichomonas vaginalis G3, 681 nucleotides. RefSeq names its product glycine-rich protein family. The transcript has a single exon. Bases 1 to 681 code for a protein of 226 amino acids. Lineage: Eukaryota; Parabasalia; Trichomonadida; Trichomonadidae. The record is from RefSeq and is a predicted model, not a curated record.